Bombus impatiens (common eastern bumble bee) is the source of this 2028-nucleotide messenger RNA. RefSeq lists its product as uncharacterized. The transcript is spliced from 6 exons. Gene Ontology annotation, molecular function: transmembrane receptor protein serine/threonine kinase activity. The record is from RefSeq and is a predicted model, not a curated record. The coding region runs from base 658 to 1356 and encodes 232 amino acids. Lineage: Eukaryota; Metazoa; Arthropoda; Insecta; Hymenoptera; Apidae. Gene Ontology annotation, cellular component: membrane.
AAGCUUCCUUCAGACAUUUUCAAAUAGUCCUUUACGCCGAUAACACAACGUGUUUUCGCGACGUCUCGCUGUCAGUCGCGACUCGGCGCCGUGAUUCUGCGUUCGAUUCGAUUGGUUUACGAGUGACUUCCUCGAGAGACACGGUUGCCUCCUUGGAACCCAUUCAACGUCCAAGUGACUCGAGAUAUUCCAACUGGCAGACGCAGACUUUCAAUUAAUCGUCUUUCUUUUUGUCAACGAUAAUUACCGUAAUCGAUGAUCCUCGUUGAACGGCGAAAAAUGAAAAUCAAGGGCGGCUAAUUUCCACGCCACUGUUUCUACCGAUCCGUUCAGUGGCCUCGAAUAAUCCCGCGUCAAUAAGCAGUCAAGUGCAAAUCGGGUUUCUUUCGCCGCUAGCCGCGUUGCCUUUAUCGAACAUCGUCUCUGCAUUUAGCGAAGGCUAGCCCUUCAACAUGAUAAUGUAUAUUCCUGUCUUCUGCAUACGUUUCAAGUGGCUCUCGUGCAGAUAGCGAACCGUACCUACUUCGCUGUCUCUUCCCUUAUCAAUGAAAUUGUCCCUGAGGCGUACUCGCGUUCGAGUGAUCCUCCCCGACGAUACUUUUCAUUAUCGAGACUUUCGUGAUUCUCGGAGUGUUAGAUUCUGCCGAGGCUUACGGCAUGUAUUUCAAUCGAUCGACUAUCGAGCCGCCAAUCUGCAUAUAUUUCAUCCUGCUAUUUCUGAUUUUUCUGUCGGGCAACGUUCAACAGAUCGAAGGUAGAAAAUGCGUAUGCACGAGCAAGGCCUGUAAAGAAGCCGGUGUCGACACGUGCAAGACCAAGUUUUACUGUUACACAGAGUUGAUCUUGACUGGAGACCAAGAAUUCGGAGGGAAUGCUACGACAAGAGGAUGCACCGAGGGUGCCACGCCAUUGUUAUGCGAGACAAAGUCCUGGGUCACGAGGUCGAAGUCGAGCGACAACGUGGACCGAUCGUCGGCUGCUUGGAUCCGUAUGCCCUGGCCCAGAUUGAAGUGUUGCGACAGCCACGACUACUGUAACGCCGAUCACCGCAUAAACGUGUCCACGUGGAUCCACGACAAAGAGACGCCCGAUGCUGUGGAACCCACUUUAGAUUACACCGGUUCCUUUAAUGGGAUGUCGUCGAGCCGAGACAUAAUGGGAUCGAUUCAGCCGGAUCCAGGGCCGAUUGCCGGAGGUCGAGAAUCGCCGGAUCAAUUCCUUGAGAAUCGCGUUAAACCGCUGCACGUUGCUGCGCUGGUCUUGGCGAUCGCUGCUCUGAUAUCGGUCCUAGCAGCCUGCUACGUUAUUACAAGAUUCUUGAAAACAAAUCCAUACACCGUUGGCAGCGUGGAAUAACGAAGAUCCUUACUUGUAAUCUUUAAGCCUCGAAACUUUCCAACAAUUAUCACCAUCUCCUUUUAUCGGAUUAAAGGAAUCAGGGCGAUGGGACCCGGUGGCGUCGAACGGAUGCGUGGAAACGUGGGAUAUCAUGCGGUUUGAAGAGUCAUCGAUGGAAGGCAUGACGAAGCUCGACGAGGGACAGUUUUGGGCAAACAACUCGUUGAAAUCUUUUGUUUCCAAGGGUAUGACUAACAUCGGGCUGCGCCUCUUAUUUGAAUUCCGUCCUCCCGGUCUCACGGGUCUAAAACCAGGUGCUUCGCUUGUUUCCAUGUAAUUAGUCAUCCUCGGGGCAUGCACGUAGUUGAAAGAAAGAAGCACAUACUUGUGUAAAGCGUGGAAGAAUCGGACAUUUUUAGGAUGGUGGACGAAUUUGGUGAUGAUCGUUUGGUGGUGAACGUUUGUUAUAUGUACGACGUUGACUCUAUACUAAAUAUGACGGUAGACAAGAGCCAGUGUUGGAGUCAGUGUGCACGUCGAACGAUGAUACGAUAAGUUAUUAUGCGUACAAGAAACUGCAUUCCCGUUCUAAUGGAUUUACAUCUUGUUACGAUUGUAAAUAAUUUGUAUAAGAAUAGCGUAAGAUAGUAAGUAUAUUGAGGCGUAAAAAUAGUAGAAUACGUUAGAUCC